UUUGGAGGUGUUUGCGCACAGAGAUGAACACAUUUACCAUGUCUCUCUCUUUGCUACUGCUGCUGCUGGUUUACAGCACGCAAGCUACUCAUUUUUAUGGGACAGUGAUGACCUAUUACCCAGGAGACACUUAUGCAGAUGGAUCAGUUAUGGCGACUAUUCGAUACAAGCUGAACUUCCACCAAUGCACAGACAGUGACACAUGGAGUUGCCUCAGUGGUGACUGUGGCUCUGGGAACAACACACUAUAUGAGGUAAAACAGGAAAGCAGUGGAGAGUGGUGUCAGAGAGAGGGAAUCAUGACUCGACGGGCUCCCAGCAAUGCUCCCUUCAAGCUUUGGUUGAAUAGUGGUAACUGGAUUAAUGGCAUUGUAAAUGGCAUUGUAUCAUGGAGAGCUGUGACUCUGGUGGAACUGAGGAACAGAUCUGACACUGGCAAAGCCAACUCGUCACCCCAGACCACCAACAUACCUGCUGUGAGAGUUCCCUCAAACUGUAAGAGAAAUUUCGUCUUGUUGGCGUUUGACCCUGAUGGAGAUGUGGUUAAGUGCAGAAAUGGAGAUGCAUUACUGUCAGAGUGUAUUCCAUGCACUCCACCAUCUGUCCUCAGCCUCUCACCAUCUUGUACUCUCUCAUUCAGACCCACCAAUAGCAGUAAUGAAGGUCCAUAUGCAGUACAGCUGGUGAUGGAGGACUUUCCCCGGCAGAACAUAACCCUGACUCAAACCAAUGGGACACAGACUAAUCUAACUACCAACAAUGCAAUCAGCAAAAUACCGGUCCAGUUUGUUAUAAGGGUGGAUCCUGCAGUGCCAUCCUGCACAGACGGACUCUAUCUGCCCAAGAUCCUGCCUCCAACUCCAGCCAACGGAGCUCAGCUAUAUACCCCUGUUGGACAAACUCUAGAAAUCAGCAUCAAAGCAGAGGCAACAAAUUCCAUGAUCUCUGAGCUGCUCUACAGUGGGCCCUACACUUUAUUUCAAAAUAAAACAGGACCAGGAGAGUUCAUCCUCACGUGGACGCCAUCUGAGAGCGAAACGGGAGAAAGCCACCCCAUCUGUUUUGUUGUCCAGGCAGUUUCUGGUAUAGCGAAGUAUCACUCUGACUUUCGAUGCGUCAUUGUGACUGUUGAAAAGGUUUAUGUCGCUGCCCUGAGUGCGAGGAUCUCUUUUUCAUUGCCUUUUACUGCAGACAACGUUAACAGUGUCAUCAUACAGAAGAUUAAAGAAGAACUGGAGAAACAAGGUCUGCCGCCAGAUGCGAGUCUACGCCUAGUGAGAGGAGACCAAAUAUAAAAAACAACCACAGCGCCCUCUCACUACACAUGAGUGCACAGCUCAAUAGCCUGAGAGUGUUUCUCCUGGGUGUUAUAAUGUGACACUUCUCAGGGUGAUUAUGUUUAUUAUCUGCACUCUGUUCAGAAAAAUAAAUACCAGAUUAUGAGCAUAUUUGGCAUUUGAGUCUGUAACUCUGUUUUAAUAACAGAUGUAAACUGAUCAGACUUGUACCUGAAAUGUUUUUCUCCAGUUUUUAAAAUGUAAUUUUUUAAAGAAUAUUUUUUAUUGUAUGGCAUUGGUUUCAGUUGAUUAUGUGUUGCAUGUGUAUAUCUGGUGGAUUUCAUGUAUAAGUAACUGCACUUUGCAGCAUCUUUCUCUAACUUCUUUAAUCACUGUGAGGCUCUCUUCUGCAUGUGAAAUGAAUUAAACUGGGCCUUGAGUGUUACAAUAA
Molecule: messenger RNA, 1728 nt
Organism: Oreochromis aureus
Lineage: Eukaryota; Metazoa; Chordata; Actinopteri; Cichliformes; Cichlidae
Exons: 10
Coding region: 24-1295 (423 amino acids)
Source: RefSeq, a predicted model, not a curated record